AUGGUUCGGGUAAAGUGCCACGAGGAGUUGCUCCAGGAGGGAGCAUUGGUCCAGUUUUCAAGAGACAAAGGAAAUGCACUCUUUGUGUCGCACGAAUGGGUUAGCACCGAUCAUCCAGAUCCAAAGGGGGAGCAGUUGAAGGUCCUGCAAGGUGCGCUCAUGCGUAUGCUCGGUGAGACGGACAUCAUCCCGGUGACGGUUUCGGCUGAGCUCAUGUAUGGAUUACAAAAUGGGCUUCUUAUGACUGAGAUGAGAGCCAGGCCGCUUUUCGUUUGGUACGAUUUCUUCUCUUGCCCGCAAAGAAUGCACGGGCCAAUUGGCACUCGCUUUACUCAUCCGAGUGAGCAGGAACUGGCAAUUCACAGCAUCCCAGCAUACAUUGAGAUGUGCCGAUGCGUUGUCAUUCUUUGUCCACCGAUCCUCCAC
Symbiodinium necroappetens is the source of this 426-nucleotide messenger RNA. The record is from the annotation of a GenBank genome assembly. NCBI's taxonomy places the organism in Eukaryota, Dinophyceae, Suessiales, Symbiodiniaceae.